UCGGUGGUUGGCCUGUGACGCGCAGAGCGUGGCCGCGAUGAAGCCCCCAUAUUGGAGCCGCGCAGUGCAAGCGCGACAGACAGCAAGCGAGCGAAAGAGCGCAGGAACAGACUCGGUGUUCCAUCGUUGCCAUAGUGAAAAAGUGGAUUCAUCACGACCAUGAUGCUCUGAUCAGUACGUGGAGUGUGGGGUUUCUCCAAAACAUGCACGGUGGUCUAGUUGAGGUAAUGACCAGCCCCUUUACCGGUCUGUUACCCGUUACCAUGGAGACCACCGCUUCACCAUAGAGGAGGAUAUUCCUCAACCAAUCAGAGUGGAGUCCAGUUUCGACCAGAAGGAGUCUAAAGUAUUUCCCAACAUACACUGCUUCUCUCUGGCAAUCCUAAUUGGUAACGUGGCAAUGGCCUUUCCCUGACUUCCACAGCAGGAGGAGGAAGAGGAAGUCCACAUUUUUGCUAUUUUCUUUUGGCUUGCCAUCACUCCUCACAAUGGAGAGGAACUUAACUCUUAUGAAGGGUAGUAGUGCUUGACCAAACUGGACACCGUCAAGACACAUCAUCAAGACAUUAUCUUUGUUAACAAAUUAACCAAUAAGAUGAUCUGGGUCAUCCUGGCCCUGCCCAUGUGGGCGUGGCGUGGGACUGUUGGCGAUGCCCAGUCUAACGAGCGGCGAGUCGUGGCACACAUCCCCGGUGACAUCAUCAUAGGAGCCCUGUUCUCUGUCCAUCACCAGCCGACAGCGGACAAGGUACACGAACGUAAAUGCGGCUCGGUGCGCGAGCAGUACGGUAUCCAGCGUGUUGAGGCCAUGCUGCACACUCUAGACCGUAUUAACGCUGACCCCCGUAUCCUCCCCAACAUCAGCCUGGGCUGUGAGAUAAGAGACUCCUGCUGGCACUCUGCUGUGGCCCUGGAGCAGAGCAUUGAGUUCAUACGAGACUCCCUGGUGUCCUCCGACGAGGCCGAGGUGGGGGGAGGCAGUGUGUGGGGGGGGGGCGGGGGAGGAGCCGACGGGAGGGGAGGGCCGAGGUGUGCGGACCCUGCUGCAACCCCCAUGCGGGGGAAGAAGCCCAUCGUCGGGCUGAUAGGACCAGGUUCCAGCUCUGUGGCCAUUCAGGUCCAGAACCUCCUACAGCUCUUCAACAUACCCCAGAUUGCCUACUCUGCUACCAGCAUGGACCUCAGUGACAAAAGUUUGUAUAAGUACUUUAUGAGGGUGGUGCCAUCAGAUGCUCAGCAGGCCAGAGCCAUGGUGGACAUUGUCAAGAGAUACAACUGGAGCUACGUCUCUGCCAUACACACAGAGGGUAACUACGGGGAGAGUGGGAUGGAGGCGUUCAAGGAUAUGGCUGCCAAGGAGGGCAUCUGCAUCGCCCACUCUGGUAAGAUCUGGAGCAACGCAGGGGAGAAGAGUUUUGAUAGGCUGCUGGAGCGUCUUAGAGCCCACCUGCCCAAGGCCAGGGUGGUAGCCUGCUUCUGUGAGGGCAUGACGGUCAGGAACAUCCUCAUGGCCAUGAGACGACAGGGACUGGUGGGGGAGUUCCUAUUGGUCGGCAGGUCAGUGGACACUGGAACUGCAGAGAUACACACAAACACAUACUGAUACGCAGACACACACUGUACAUAUUGAGUGUUUGUGUGUGGUGUGAGGGUAUGGAUUAGAUAGGAGGGUAGGAUAAUACAUAUGUAUCUCUCUAUAUCUCUCUCCUCUCUCUCUCUAUCUCUCUCUCUGUCCUCUCUCUCCUCUCUCUCUCUAUCUCUCUCUCUGUCCUCUCUCUCCUCUCUCUCUCUAUCUCUCUGUCCUCUCUCUCUCUCUCUCUCUCUCUCUCUCUCUCUCUCUCUCUCUCUGACCUCUCUCUCUCUCUCUCUCCUCUC
Salvelinus fontinalis (brook trout) is the source of this 1875-nucleotide messenger RNA. RefSeq names its product metabotropic glutamate receptor 5-like. Gene Ontology annotation, biological process: G protein-coupled glutamate receptor signaling pathway; trans-synaptic signaling by endocannabinoid, modulating synaptic transmission; regulation of synaptic transmission, glutamatergic. The record is from RefSeq and is a predicted model, not a curated record. Gene Ontology annotation, molecular function: G protein-coupled receptor activity involved in regulation of postsynaptic membrane potential; adenylate cyclase inhibiting G protein-coupled glutamate receptor activity. Bases 596 to 1603 code for a protein of 335 amino acids. The transcript has 6 exons. Lineage: Eukaryota; Metazoa; Chordata; Actinopteri; Salmoniformes; Salmonidae. Gene Ontology annotation, cellular component: postsynaptic density membrane.